AUUUAGUCUAUUUGCUCAUCGUAUGAAGAUGGAAAAACAUUUUAUGAACAGCAACCAAUCUACUAGAACAACGAAAAAGAAUUUCCAAUGCCAAUAUCCACAAUGUGAUCGGACCUAUUCAACAGCUGGAAAUUUAAAAACUCAUCAAAAAACGCACAAAGGGGAGUACCAGUUCACAUGUACAGUUGAAGGAUGCGGAAAAGCGUUUUUAACAAGUUACAGUUUAAAGGUUCACGUUCGUGUACACACUCGCGAAAGACCUUACGAAUGUAAUACUAGUGAAUGUAGAAAAUCGUUUAACACUUUAUAUAGACUUAAAGCUCAUAUGAGAGUCCAUAGCGGUGAAACAUUUAAUUGCGAAUCCAAUGGGUGCGUUAAAAACUUCACAACUUUAAGUGAUUUACGAAAACAUUUUCGCACGCAUACUGGAGAAAGACCAUUUCAUUGCACGAUAAAAGAUUGUAAAAAGGCUUUUACCGCGAGCCAUCACUUAAAAUCCCAUGUUUUAACCCACACAGGAGAACGCCCGUACUCUUGUCAAAAAGACGGUUGUAAUAAAGCAUACACAAGAAAAGACACUUUACGAAACCAUAUAAGCAAAGGCCAUGAAAACUCGAAGGGUGAUUCGGUAGUGGUUGACCCAAACAGCGGUCUUUCUGUUCUUUUAAAUUCUUUAGACUCGAUAUGUGAACAAAUUGAUAUAUCUGAGUGCUUUGAUACUGAUACAAAUGAAAGCACCAUGGACCAAUCAGAUUUGCCUAUGUGUUCUUCGAACCGAGAUAACAAUUCAAUUGGCAAAAUUUCUAGCAAAACAAACCAAUUUGCACAAUCUUCAAUCGAUGAUCCAAAAUACAGAGCUCAAAAUGAAUUCAUGAAUCAACAACAAAAUGAUCCACAUGGUGGCGUUGUGAAUGAAUUUACUGAUCAUCCACAAAGAGUUGAAGAUAUCCCGCUAUUACAACAUUCUUGCCCUGAUGUUCACUGCAAUGAAACAUCUUUCCAAAAUCCUCAAUCUCAAAUAGGAACAAGUUCUUUUCAAAAUAACAUCCCACAGUUGCCAGAUAAAAAUAGCAUGUACAAUAGAGGAGAACCCCAAUUUGAAACAAGUUUUCCUCUUAUCCCAGACCAAUCUGGCAACCUUAGUGGGAUUCCUGAAUAUCCCGUUGCUAUGCCAACAAGCUCUCAAAUUCUCAUGGACACGGAGAGCCAUGGUGGUGUUAUGGGUACGCCACAAAUCGCUGUGAAGACCAUUCCUCAAUUUUCUAUUGGAAACGUACCAAAUAUUGCCAUGGAAACAAACCAUGGUGUCGGUAUGGAAACCGAUACUUCCAUGAUCACAGAGCCUAACGUUUCCAUGACAACAGGGCACCCAGUUUUUAUGGAACCGCAAGUUACAGCAACGCACACAGUCUCACAAGAACCACUUGAAGAUGAGGAAGAAAUCAAAACGAUCGCAAAAGCUGCGAUGCAAGCGCUUAAAGAAACUACCGUGCAAGGAGUUCCGAUAAUCAUUAUUAAAAAAGAGAGUAAAGAAUCCUGCGGGUGUAAAUGUGCACACUCUGACACAACUAACAAUACCGAUCCUACUUCGAAUACUAUAAAUGCGAAGGUUGUAGUUUUGACUCAACCAAAUGAUCAGGAAUCAUGACAGAUGGACAUUCUGAAUUUUUCGUCAUCAGAUCGUUAAAA
Messenger RNA from Styela clava, 1689 nucleotides. The record is from RefSeq and is a predicted model, not a curated record. NCBI's taxonomy places the organism in Eukaryota, Metazoa, Chordata, Ascidiacea, Stolidobranchia, Styelidae.